AUGGAGUUUAUAGAACUUAUACUUAUAAAUAAAUUGGACGGCGUAAUACUAAAAUAUCCACACCAAGAAAAUAUUGAUGGCACUGUAUGUAUCACAGGACAUCAUCUGAUUUUAAGUUCACGAAAAGAAGGCGUUCAAGAACUGUGGCUUUUACAUAGAAACAUAGACAGUAUAGAAAAAAAGGAGAACAAACCAAUCAGUGGUGUUCCCCAAGGAGGCUCUCUCUUCCUCAAAUGCAAGGACCUGAGGAUAUUUCGGCUAGACAUUGCAACCACUACUGAGCUCAAUUUGGUAGCUCAAACACUUGAGAACUUGUCUAGCUUACAGGAUCCGAGUCUAUUCUACCCAUUCUUCUACAGGCAUAUGAAUCCUAUUGUGGAGAAUGGAUACACUUUGUACAGUAUAGAAGGCGAAUUUACAAAAGUAUUGGCAACUGAGGAGUGGCGAGUGUCCCGUGUAAACCAGAACUACAAUGUCUGCUCUAGUUAUGGAAAAGCAGUUGUUGUACCCAAGUGCAUUGAUGAUGAGACUCUUGCGGCUGCUGCCACAUUCAGACAGGGUGGCAGAUUUCCUGUCCUGUCUUACAGACAUAAUAAUAGCGCAGUGCUCAUGCGUGCUGGACAACCACUAUACGGCCCAAAGCAUCGUCGGUGUAGGCCCGAUGAAGCAAUAUUGAACGCUGUGGUUGCGCUCGGCACCAAAGGCAUUAUUUACGAUCUUAGAAGUUCAAAUUCAAUAUCACAGCAGCAGAGUAAAGGAGGUGGAACAGAAAGCAACUCCAAUUAUUCACAAUGGAAAAUAUACAACAGAUCUAUGGACGAAGUGGAUAACCAGCAACAAUUGUUAGAUAGCUAUUAUAAAUUAAUGGAAGUGUGCAACGAUCGCGAGAUAUCGAGCGACAAAUGGGUGUCCAGACUAGAGUCGUGCGGUUGGCCUGAGAGUGUUAGGAACUCUUUACAUACAGCGUGCAUCGUUGCUCAGCACAUACACCAGAAGGCGGAACCAGUUCUAGUCCACGGCACCCGCGGCGAAGACGCCACCUUACUUGUAUGCUCUCUAGUUCAAAUCAUACUCAACCCGGAUUGCAGAACUAUCAGAGGCCUUCAAGCUUUAAUCGAACGAGAAUGGAUCCAAGCUGGUCACCCAUGGAGCACUCGUCAACGCUGCGGUCCAUAUACCUCUGUGCCACGAGCUGCUCCCACAUUUCUUCUGUUCCUGGACUGUGUGAGACAGUUUUUGGAGCAGUUUCCUUGUAGCUUCGAGUAUCGACAGUCCUUCCUCAUCACGCUGUUUGAACAUUCAUAUGCAAGUCAGUUUGGUACGUUUUUAUGCGACAACGAACAAGAGCGCGAGACUCGUGGGGUCCACUCACAGACAACCAGCGUGUGGUCGUGGCUCAACCAACCGGACGAGUUGCCCAAGUACAUCAAUCCACUGUACGACCCCACACCAAAUGUUAUAUGGCCCUCUGUCGCCCCCAUGAGCUUUGUCAUUUGGGAAGAACUGUUCCUCCGAUGGCUGGUUGAGCAACACACGGAGGCUCGCGAGGAGCAGUACCGACUGAUUAGGUCGCGCGAACAACAGCUACGUGGCCAAGCGCAGCAGUUGCGUCGAGAACUCUAUGACCUCGCGCAUCAGUACUACAAGAAAACAGACGACGAUAAGUAA
Messenger RNA from Arctia plantaginis, 1668 nucleotides. The record is from the annotation of a GenBank genome assembly. NCBI's taxonomy places the organism in Eukaryota, Metazoa, Arthropoda, Insecta, Lepidoptera, Erebidae.